AUGGUGUCGUCCAUAAUAGUCAUCGGUAUGCCCACAAUUGCGUUUAAAAUAAAUCAUAGCGCAAAGGCUAUUAAUCAUAAAUGUAUUGGAUAUUGUACGUUUAAAUUAUCAUUGAGUGAACCAUUUAAAUUAGAUUCAGUAUGCUUGAAUCGAACACAAUCUGAUAGUUGUACAGUCGAAAUUGAUAUUGAUUAUAAUACUAAAGUCGUUGAUGUGAAAUUUCUCACAGAUGAUACUAAGCAACAGCGUGCAAAUGAUGAUGAUUACAAUAUCGAUCAAACUAUACGAAUGGACUUUAAUACGAAAGUAAUCAAGAUAAAAGUAUAUUAUCUAUGUUACACUGAUGAUGAAUGCGAUUUAACAUAUGCUAAGCUCACAGUCGAUCGGUUACGUUCGUUGAAUUAUCAACCAGCUUUUGAUGACUUUCUUAAAAUUCUUCACAAGCCUGAUAAUCCUGUAACGCAAUGCUAUAAUAACGAUAAUACUGUGGAGUGCGUGGACGGUAAUUGCUUAGCACUAAUAUCCAAUUAUUCAAAUGAGUUUGAUUCAAAAUAUUGCGAUCAAAACGGCGAUCCAACGGAAACUGAUCUUGUGAUCGGUGAGUUUCGAGCGUUUAAUAAAAUGACAACAUUAAGGCAAAAUAAGAGAAUUAGGUAUUUAUGUGAUACGAAUCUUUGUAAUGGCAAAGAGUUUAUUGAUGCUGUUCAAAAAGUUGUAGGAAAUUAUGACUCCACCUUGUCAAUAACAUCACCCUACAGUGGAUCAGCAACGAAAUAUCCAUAUAAGCUAACAACUUAUACAAUGAUAUUAUAUGUAUUUUGCCUCAUUUUCUAUUGA
Messenger RNA from Didymodactylos carnosus, 837 nucleotides. Lineage: Eukaryota; Metazoa; Rotifera; Eurotatoria; Philodinida; Philodinidae. The record is from the annotation of a GenBank genome assembly.